AACGGAUAUUUUAUAUCGCAUCCUCGCCCGCUCUCGAUUGGACGCAGGAAACGCGAUAUUCCCAUUCCCCUCAUUCGUUCGUCUCCCCCUUCCCUCUAAAUACCCCGUCCGACCCUAUCGUCCUCCGCUGCUGCUUUCACUUCCUCUCUCCCUCUUUUCUUCCACUCUGCUGCUUCGUGUUUGAAGGACGGCGCCGGAGAGAUGGGAGAGUGCGGGGUGCCGCCGUCGCAGCGGGGGCAGCCGGCGACGUUCCGUGACGGCGCCGCAACCGACCGCCGGUUCGUGAAGCACGUCUUUGAUAACGUCCACGGAAGCAUCACUCUCGAUCCGCUGAGCUUGAAGUUUAUGGACACUGAACAGUUUCAGAGAUGCAGGUUGCGGGACCUAAAGCAGCUGGGUCUUACAUGCAUGGUCUAUCCAGGAGCUGUACACACUCGAUUUGAGCAUUCCCUGGGUGUUUAUUGGCUUGCUGGGGAGGCAGUUCGUUGUCUUCAAACGUACCAAGGAUCAGAGAUCGACAUCGACUGCUAUGAUGCUCAGACAGUUAAACUUGCAGGACUCUUGCAUGAUAUAGGCCAUGGACCUUUCAGCCACAUGUUUGAGCAUGAGUUUCUUCCUCAAGUCCUUCCUGGAUCAAAAUGGUCUCAUGAGCAGAUGUCAGUGCAGUUGGUGGACUACAUGGUUGAUCAGAACCAUAUUGACAUUGAUUCUGAUCGCCUUAGAAAAGUUAAAGAUAUGAUAAUUGCUAGUUCAAAGUUCGCUGUGAAAAAGAGUUCAGAAGAGAAGCAUUUUCUGUAUGACAUUGUUGCUAAUGGUCGCAAUGGAAUUGACGUGGACAAGUUUGAUUAUAUUGGCCGUGAUUGCAGAGCUUGUGGUCUUGGCUGCAACUUCCAGUUUCAAAGGCUUUUGGAAGGCAUGCGUGUCAUGGAUGAUGAAAUAUGCUACCCAGCUAAAGAAUAUCUCAAUAUUCACAAAUUAUUUGCAACACGUGCUGACCUUCACCGGACUGUGUAUACACAUGCAAAAGUAAAGGCCAUCGAGCUAAUGGUUGUGGAUGCACUUGUAAAAGCCGAUGAUUACCUCAAAAUAUCCUUGUAUCCCUUUGACCCAGCUCAAUUCUGGAAGUUGGAUGAUACAAUAUUGAAAACCAUUGAAUUUGCUGACAGCAAAAAGCUGAAAGAAUCUAGAAAUAUCAUCCAACGUAUUCGCCGGAGGGAUUUAUACCAGUUCUGCAAUGAAUAUGCUGUUCCAAAAGAUAAACUAGAGCAUUUCAAGGAUGUCACUCCACAGGACAUUGUAUGCUCGCAGAAAGCUAACGGAGUGCAACUGAAGGAAGAAGAUAUUGCUGUGAGCAAUGUUAAGAUUGAUUUGACUCGUGGGAAGCAUAACCCUCUUGAGAGCAUCAGUUUCUUCAAGGAUUAUCACUGUGUGAAGAAAUUUAGCAUUACGGAAGAUCGCAUCAGCCACCUGCUGCCCGCCACUUGUCAAGAUAGAAUUGUGAGGGUUUAUGCCAAGAAACCAGAAUUGGUAGAGGCAGUAUCCGAGGCUUUUGAGAACUUCCAACUGAAGAUAUAUGGUGUCAAAACCCAAGUGCAUGAGACACCAGAGGCGAAGAAACAACGGCGGUAAAGACUUAAAAGUAGUGCAUGAUACACCAGAGACGCAGAAACAACGGUGGUAAAGACUUAAAAAGUUUCUCCUUUUUGUGUUUUGCAUUCUACAGUCCCUGGUUCUUUCUUCUAUCACAGUCCACAAAGGUACGUUACGAUAAAAGGAAUUACUACUAAAAUGUGUCGUAUACAUGACUAGGGUGGCUCACCCUAGUCACAUAUAGUCAUUUUGAUAGAUUAAUGAAAUGAUCUUAUCUUUUUGUCA
Musa acuminata subsp. malaccensis (wild Malaysian banana) is the source of this 1875-nucleotide messenger RNA. NCBI's taxonomy places the organism in Eukaryota, Viridiplantae, Streptophyta, Magnoliopsida, Zingiberales, Musaceae. The record is from RefSeq and is a predicted model, not a curated record.